AUGUUGACUAGUCCGCGGUUCAGACUCCCUGGCUCAACGCACUGCGAUCCAUCGGUCUCGUGGGCAUUUGAGCGACAGAUCUCCCGCGGUUCCUGGGCAUUGACACCGCUAUCAUGUCUUGGAAACUCACCAAAACGUCGAAGCCAGGGUAGCCCGAAUGAGCUUACUGACUGUUUGCCUUCGACUUCAGAGCUGAAGGAGACGCAUUUGGCGCCUCUGGCGACAUUUGGUCGCUCAUCGUCGACCUCCACGAUCAAGAAUGAAUCGCAUAGCAAUGGCGGCGACGAGACUCCGGCUUCCGUUCAGGCCAACAACAGCACCACUCCAACCACGUCCUCAAAUGGCAUCGCUGCAUCAGAGUCUCUCGUCUCACCCCCUGUAGCACCCGUCAAGCCCGGUAUCCUGAUCGUCACACUUCACGAAGGUCAAGGCUUCUCCUUGUCCCCUCACUACCAGCAGAUCUUCAAUUCUCACUUCCAAAACAACUCAUAUGCUCCGUCAUCCCUACGACCCAGCACCUCCUCUUCGUCGCACUCCUCCCACGGCCAGGCGGGCUCCUUUGUGCAGUCGAGUCGUCCGCAGUCGACCAGCGGUGGCUUGAAUGCCCCCACCAUUCAUGGCCGUUACUCCACCAAGUACCUGCCGUAUGCUCUCCUGGAUUUCGAAAAAAACCAGGUCUUCGUCGAUGCUGUUUCUGGCACACCGGAUGCUCCUCUCUGGGCGGGCGAUAGCACUGCGUUCAAGUUUGAUGUGUCCCGUAAGACCGAAUUGAAUGUGCAGUUGUACUUGCGAAACCCUGCUGCUCGUCCUGGCGCUGGUCGUAGCGAGGACAUCUUCCUGGGCGCCACCAAGGUGCACCCGCGCUUCGAAGAAGCUGGCCAGUCUUACGUGGAUGCCCGUGACACGGACAAUUUUGACAAGGAGUUCACCGGAGAGAUGCCUCAGGACUCCUACGUGGACGGCCCCGCCCUGUCCCAGACCAUGCAGCAGCAGUUUGCCGGUUGGUCUUACAAUCGACCGGUGGCUGGUCUGGGCGAUGCAGGUGGUAGUGUCAAGGAUCCCUCCUUUGGCAGCAUUCCCGAGUAA
Messenger RNA from Penicillium diatomitis, 1086 nucleotides. Its product is annotated as Serine/threonine-protein kinase gad8. Gene Ontology annotation, molecular function: protein serine/threonine kinase activity; ATP binding. The transcript has 4 exons. NCBI's taxonomy places the organism in Eukaryota, Fungi, Ascomycota, Eurotiomycetes, Eurotiales, Aspergillaceae. The coding region runs from base 1 to 1086 and encodes 361 amino acids. Gene Ontology annotation, biological process: protein phosphorylation. The record is from RefSeq and is a predicted model, not a curated record.